UCCAAGAUGGCUGUCACAACUUUCGUAAAUAGAGCUGAAGUUUGGCUUGCUAAUUCUAGUUUUAGGAGCUCUUUUCAGCUCCCAGAGCACUUYCAUCCAAGCUUAUUUUUAAAAUGGUUCCCUGGUCAUAUGGCAAAAGGUUUGAGAGUAAUGCAGUCCUUAGUAAGAAAAUGUGACUGUGUACUUGAAAUCCACGACUCUAGAAUACCUUUUUCUGGGAGAAAUCCUAAAUUUAAAGAAACUUUAUCAGGUAGACCAAGUGUGCUCUUAUUGAACAAAGUAGAUCUCAUUAGCGGCAUAAACCAGAAGGAUAUUUUAAGAAGAUUUGAAGCCAAUGGAAUCAGAGCUGUGUUUGUUGACAGCAAAGCCCAGUAUAGCCACACAAUUAAAAAGGUUGUACCAGCAGUUCUAGAUGCAAUAAAAGAUGCUGAAUAYGAAGGAUCUUAUUUAAGAAAGAAUCCUGAUGCACCCUACACGUUAAUGGUCUGUGGUCUGCCCAAUACAGGAAAGUCAUCCCUUAUAAAUGCACUUAGAAGAACACACAUAAAAAAGGGAAAAGGUACAAGAGUAGGUAAGCUUCCUGGAAUGACAACUUCUAUCCAGGAAAGAAUCCUGGUUAAUGAUGAACCUAAGAUGUACAUGUUAGAUACUCCAGGUGUCGUUGCUCCAUACGUACCAACAGCAGAAGUAGGAAUGAAGUUGGCAUUAACAGGGUGUUUUAAGGAUCAUCUUGUGGGCGAAGAUCUUAUUGCAGAUUAUAUUCUAUUUCUUUUAAACAAGAAUGGAAACUUUGAAUAUGUCAAAAAAUUUGGUUUAGAAAAUCCAACAGAUAAUAUUGACUUUGUUCUGAGGCACAUUGCCACUACCUUAAACAGUACAGUUUCAGGUGGAGUACCUGACUAUUUAAAGGCAUCAAUUCAUCUUUUAUCAAGAUUCAGACGAGGAGAACUUGGAAGAUUUUUACUGGACAAAUGACAUUUAUAAUAACUAGUCAUUCAUCCUUGUUCAGAUUGUAUAUAAUAAAUAAACAGUAGAUGCGACUCAAAAUCUAUAUCAUAAAAAAAUGUGUGCCCAAAGCAGAGGUCUAUUUAUCUAAGGAUGAUUGAACCUUAGCCUGCGUGCCUCCGAACGUUUACUCGUAAAGUCCGUCAGAAAAUUCCGGAUGCAGUGCAGGCUAAUUGAACCUCAACCUUAACUAUUUUGCAUAAUGGCUUUGGAAACAAAGUAAAACUACUAUGCUUAAACUUAAUAUGGAAAUAUUUUUUAAAUGUUUAAUACUUAUAAGUUAUUGCAAUUUUGAGCUGCCAAUUAAUACCGGUUUACACAUAUUUCAAAAACAUUGUCAGUUGAAAAUCUGAAAUCUGAGACCGAGAAGCACAUUUCAAAUUGUAGUGUAUUCACAGCCGAACAUACUUCACAUUGCUUUAAGCUUGGACCUAUGAAGCAUGACCUUUCAGUUAGAAAUAUGAUUUUUCAUAUUUUAGAUAAAUUAUUUUAGCUAGAAAACAGGACUAGAAAAAUUCUGUUUCGUCAAGGGUCACUCAUUUCAUAUUUCAGAACAACAUUUUUCGAAAUAGGCAUAUAUUAAUAGCUACUUAAGAGGGCCAAAGUGACAUAAGCCAAAAUGGGAUAUAUUUUCAUGCAUUGCUAUCAAUAUAUAGAUCUUAUUAGACAUAUUAUGGUGGAAUACGGGUAGAUGUUUUGUCUAGUCUGCUUGCUGUAUUUUGUUGAGCCCAGUAGACAAAAUGCAAAGAUUAGAAAAGAUGUCAGCAGAGCUUACUUUUCCCAAAGCGAUUUUUGGUUUYGAACUAGUUUUCAAAGCCAAUUUUUCAAUUUACAAAAUAACUUAGAGUACAAAUUUCACAGGAUAUUUUUACUCACUCCAGGCUUUCUCCUGCAUUAUUUGUACUCUCAUAUGAAUAGUUAGAUAACAAAAACCCAUAUUGGCAGCUCAAAAUCACCAAGUUUUGUAUUGCGAUUCUAAUAAUAAUAGYAAAUAAUUCUGAGCAGACAGAACAGAUUUGUAUUAAUUUUAUAUUGCUGGCCCUGACAAUAGGGAGUUUUCAUAUGUCCAAGAAAUCAGCAUAUAGAGAUUAUCAUUGAUAUUGUUCUUAUUCACAAGUUUCCAUAUAUCGCAAACUAGCGAGUCUGCAGGCGAGUGAUAUCAUAUGGAAAAUGAGUGAUAACAAUAUCAAUCUCUUAACAUAACAUUUGUCUAUUAUACAUUAAUUUUUGCGUCGAUAAAACAACAAAAUUUACAAUUUUCAGUGACCAUGAAGUGACAUCGUAUCACUUCACUGAUAUGGUUUUUACUCACAGCUUUAUCACACUGAUAUCAACCCUAAGAGUGUAAUAAAUAGUUUUAUUAUAUAGAUUUCGAUGAAAUACCAGGUUUGAAUUACCAGCGUUGAAAACUUGAUAUCUUUCACCAGUGGAAGAUACCAUGUCUUUCACACAUGAAGAUAUUGCUGUUGACAUAGUAACAUAUUUUCAUAAAGAAUUUUUGAGCUUUUGUUUUAUUUAAGUUUCAUCAAUAUCUAUAUAAUAAACAAAACAUUACAUGGCCGCUUGGAGAUACGAAAUUUUAUCUUCUCGUGUUCAAUUUAGAUAUCUCACGAGUCAGCGCACAAUUGAACACUCGAAGAUAAAAUUCGUAUCUCCGCUCGCCCAUGUAAUAUCCUCUAUAUACACUUAUCCACACUGUUAAACGAAUAUAAGAUACAGUACACAA
This is a messenger RNA of Actinia tenebrosa (Australian red waratah sea anemone), 2731 nucleotides long. Its product is annotated as mitochondrial ribosome-associated GTPase 1. Gene Ontology annotation, biological process: mitochondrial translation. Gene Ontology annotation, molecular function: GTPase activity; GTP binding. The record is from RefSeq and is a predicted model, not a curated record. Lineage: Eukaryota; Metazoa; Cnidaria; Anthozoa; Actiniaria; Actiniidae. Gene Ontology annotation, cellular component: mitochondrion.